AUGUUCCCAGUAAUUUCCCGCCAUUAUCUGUGGUGGGUUGGGGUUCAGAGGAGAAUCUGCCUGAGCCAACCAGUGGUGAAUCGGCAGCGCAUUGAGCAGACACACGUCAGAGUUGGAGACCGGGCUGAACUCAGCAGGGUCUUCACACAGAGGGACGUGGCUGCCUUCUCAGAAUUAACGGGGGAUGUUAAUCCUUUGCAUUUAAAUGAAGAUUUUGCAAAACACACCAAGUUUGGAAAGACAAUUGUACAUGGAGUUUUGGUCAAUGGACUUAUUUCGGCUCUCCUGGGAACUAAAAUGCCAGGGCCAGGCUGUGUAUUACUUUCACAGGAAAUUAGCUUUCCAGCCCCUUUAUAUGUUGGAGAAGUUGUUUUAGCCUCCGCAGAGGUGAAAAGGCUGAAGCGAUUCAUUGCCGUUAUUGCCGUGUCGUGUUUUGUAACAGAAGGUGAAAAGACUGUUAUGGAAGGCUGGGUUAAAGUUAUGGUCCCAGAAGCUCCCCAGUCCUGAACUGUGUUUAAAGAUGCACUUUCAGGUGCCAGUGGUACUAUUCUAGAGCCUUUGAGGAAAAGGGAUUGCUGCUCUUCCCCGAGGGAUGGCUUAUAGACCAAGAAGCCUGUGUUGGGGGAGGGGAGCAGGUAGAGGGGCGUUCCAAGGUCCACUGUCCAGUUUGGCGUUAUGCUUCAUAGACUUAAGUAUAUUCAUCGUCUGUCUAGGUUUUUGAAAUGGAAAAAAUAGGGCG
Molecule: messenger RNA, 739 nt
Organism: Mustela lutreola (European mink)
Lineage: Eukaryota; Metazoa; Chordata; Mammalia; Carnivora; Mustelidae
Gene: HTD2
Product: hydroxyacyl-thioester dehydratase type 2
Exons: 1
Coding region: 1-507 (168 amino acids)
Source: RefSeq, a predicted model, not a curated record